Molecule: messenger RNA, 651 nt
Organism: Pneumocystis jirovecii RU7
Lineage: Eukaryota; Fungi; Ascomycota; Pneumocystomycetes; Pneumocystales; Pneumocystaceae
Product: SNAP receptor SEC22
Exons: 4
Coding region: 1-651 (216 amino acids)
Biological process (GO): endoplasmic reticulum to Golgi vesicle-mediated transport; vesicle fusion with Golgi apparatus; retrograde vesicle-mediated transport, Golgi to endoplasmic reticulum
Cellular component (GO): ER to Golgi transport vesicle membrane; Golgi membrane; SNARE complex
Molecular function (GO): SNAP receptor activity
Source: RefSeq, a predicted model, not a curated record
AUGGUGAAAUCUACAAUAAUUGCAAGAAUUGCUGAUGGACUACCAUUAUGUGCAUCCGUUGAUGAUAAACAUUCCGAAAUAGAGUUACAACAACAAAAGCAGCAAAGUAAAAUUAUAUUUCGAAAAUUAACUGUGAAUUCUGAAAUAAGAGCAUCAAUUGAGUCAGGGCAAUAUUUUUUGCAUUAUUUUAUUGAUAAUAACAUUUGUUAUCUUUGCAUAUGUGAUAAGUCGUAUCCAAGGAAGCUUGCUUUUUCUUAUUUAGAUGAAAUAUCAAAAGAAUUUUGGAAGACUUAUGGUAAUGACGUUAUGAAAUUAUCUUUACGGCCCUAUGCUUUUGUACAAUUUGUAGAUAUAUCAAUACAAAGAAUUAUGCGUUUAUAUCUUGCACCACGUGCUUCCUCUAAUCUUGAUAAACUUAAUAAUGAGCUUCAAGAUGUGACACGUGCUAUGACAAAAAAUAUUGAGGAUUUAAUAUAUAGAGGGCAUAGUUUAGAUAGAAUGUCGAAUUUAUCUUCUGAUCUCCGUUCUGAGUCGAUCAAAUAUAAAAAAGCUGCUAAGCGUAUAAAUUUUGAUGCACUUAUACGUCAGUAUGGGGUUAUAUGCAUCAUUGUUUUUGUUGUUAUAUUAGUUAUUUGGUGGAAAUUAUUUUGA